AUGGCGACAAGAAGAAUCCUACUCUUAUUUCUUAUGUCCUUUCUGUCGACCUCUCCGGCUGCCGCCGUGAAAUCAUGGUGCAGCCAAACACCACACCCUAAACCAUGCGAGUAUUUCCUCACAAACAACCCUAAAUACAAAGUUUCUAUAAAAGGAAAGCCCGACUUCGUGAGGGCAGCGGCCCAUCUCGCCCUGGACCGCUGCAUGCACGCGAAGAGCGGCCUCCAUCAUCUUGGCCCAAACUGCCGUUCGGACCGAGAGCGGGAGGCCUGGGCCGACUGCGUGGACCUCUACGAGGAAACCAUCCACGUGCUCAACAAGACCGUGGACCCAAACACCAAGUGCACAGCUGACGACGUGCAGACGUGGCUGAGCACGGCGCUCACCAAUUUGGACACGUGCGCCGCCGGGUUCGCGGACUUCGGUAUCCAUGAUUAUCACAGUGUUUUUCCCAUCAUGUCCAACAACGUGAGUUUGUUGGUGAGCAAUGCCCUAGCUUUGAAUAGCAAGGGCGUUUCUAAUUUUAAUAGUGUGAAGGGUUAUAAGGACGGGUUUCCGAGGUGGGUCCGGCCUGGGCACCGGAAGCUGCUGCAGUCGUCGUCGGACGUUGUGGUGGCACAGGACGGGUCCGGGAACUUCACGACUGUAGGGGAGGCAGUGGCAGCAGCGGCCGCGGGCGGAAGUAGGCCGGUGGGGAGCGAUUGGUAUGUGAUUUAUGUGAAGGCGGGGACGUAUGUUGAGAAUGUGGAGAUUGGAAGGGGUUUGAGGAAUGUAAUGUUGUUGGGGGAUGGAAUUGGGAGGACUAUUAUCACCGGAAGUAGAAGCGUUGACGGCGGCUCCACCACCUUCAACUCGGCCACAGUUGUUGUAGUGGGCGACGGGUUCAUCGCCCGCGGCAUCACGUUUCGGAACACGGCAGGAGCCCAGAGCCAGGCAGUAGCGCUGCGUUCCGGGUCGAACCUAUCCGUGUUCUACCAGUGCAGUUUCGAGGGUUACCAGGCCACCCUCUAUGCCCAUUCCCAGCGCCAAUUCUACCGCGACUGCGACAUCUAUGGCACAGUCGACAUGGUCAUUGGCAAUGCUGCGGUCGUGCUGCAGAACUGCAGCUUCCACGCUCGCAUCCCGGCCGAAAUGAUCAACACGAUCACCUCACAGUUCCGUACCGACCCGAACCAGAACACGGGGACCAUCAUCCACAACUCACGAGUCAUGCCCACCCCGGAACUCGUACCCUUACUGAUACUCACCCGGACCUAUCUGGGUCGCCCCGCGAGGGAGUUCUCGCGCACGGUGUUCAUGAAGACCGAGUUGGGCGGCUUAAUCCACCCGGCGGGUUGGUUGGAGUGGAUGGGGACGACCUUCGCUUUGGAUACGUUGUAUUAUGCGGAGUAUGCGAAUACGGGUCCCGGGUCGUCCACAGAGAAUCGGGUCAAAUGGCCUGGUUAUCACGUCAUCACCAACACCUCCGAAGCGGAGCAGUUUGCGCCAGAUAAUUUCAUUCUUGUGGAUCAUUGGGUGCCGAAUACCAAUGUGCCGUUUACUUCUGGGCUUUGAUUUCCUGAGUUUCAUUGAAUUUAUU
Salvia hispanica is the source of this 1579-nucleotide messenger RNA. Its product is annotated as putative pectinesterase/pectinesterase inhibitor 17. Gene Ontology annotation, biological process: cell wall modification. Gene Ontology annotation, molecular function: enzyme inhibitor activity; pectinesterase activity. Lineage: Eukaryota; Viridiplantae; Streptophyta; Magnoliopsida; Lamiales; Lamiaceae. The record is from RefSeq and is a predicted model, not a curated record.